Molecule: messenger RNA, 845 nt
Organism: Fragaria vesca subsp. vesca
Lineage: Eukaryota; Viridiplantae; Streptophyta; Magnoliopsida; Rosales; Rosaceae
Exons: 5
Coding region: 152-688 (178 amino acids)
Source: RefSeq, a predicted model, not a curated record
UAUACGUGUUUGUUUGUAUAUAUGUACAAGCUAUCCCCUUCUAGUGAAAAGACUUUCUUUUAGUCUCUCCUCUGUCUCUCUCUCUCUCUAUUAAAAGUCUAAAGUCUUCAUAUCAAGUAACAAGAAACCAACCCGGCGUCUGAGACUGACAAUGAGCGAGAGGAAGCACACAUCUGAGCAGAAGAGCCGCAGGAGUGGCGGCAAUCAUGUCAAGACAGACCAGAUUAAGGUGACCCUCCGUCACACUGAUGGAGCUGGUGCAAGUAAAAGGACGACGGAGGUGCAAGUAAAAGGCACUCCUCGUCAGGUUGUCGACCUUGCCCACGGCUUAAGAGAACGAAGAACUACAACAAGCUCCAGCGGAGGAUCAUCAAAUCUUCGACUUACCCACAAGUCAUCAAAGGAGCAUGCAACAAGCUCAUCAGUCGUUAGACGCGAUCGUGAACCACGAAGCUCUCGGGAGACGCAUUCAAGGAUUCAAGCUCCCCCAAAUUCCCAAGUUGUUGUUCGAACACGAACCUAUUCAACCACAGCUGUGAAGUCAUAUGGAUCAAGAAGUUAUGAGAGCCAUCAGACUUCCCAUCAAGCUUCUUACUACUCAUCAACUUGUCCAGCAAAAUAUCCAAGUUACUAUCAAAGUAAAGCUUCUUCAUUAAGUUUUUUUUUUUCCUUUCAAAAACAUAAUUAAGUUUAUAUAGAUAUAACCUUAUUUAGUUAUCUGGUGUUGUUUUAUAUAGAGGUGGAAUCAAGGGAUGUAGUUAUCAGAAGCGCACGCCACAAAUGAAUAUGCGGUUUGGUUAAGGCGUUCCUGUCAAGCCUGUUAAGUUGCGUUCCUGUCAAGCCUG